Bombina bombina (fire-bellied toad) is the source of this 1552-nucleotide messenger RNA. RefSeq names its product D-aminoacyl-tRNA deacylase 1 (gene DTD1). Gene Ontology annotation, molecular function: D-tyrosyl-tRNA(Tyr) deacylase activity. Gene Ontology annotation, biological process: tRNA metabolic process. Gene Ontology annotation, cellular component: cytoplasm. The record is from RefSeq and is a predicted model, not a curated record. NCBI's taxonomy places the organism in Eukaryota, Metazoa, Chordata, Amphibia, Anura, Bombinatoridae. Bases 94 to 717 code for a protein of 207 amino acids. The transcript is spliced from 5 exons.
CGAGAGAGCAGGUUGCACUUGCAAGGAAGCUGGGAUCUAAGCAAGAAACCACUGAGUUCGUAGUUCUAACCUGCUGCUCACUAUCGGGGAACCAUGAGAGCGAUUAUUCAAAGGGUCACUCAGGCCAGUGUCACCGUGGGAGAAGAGCAGAUCAGCUCUAUUGGGCGAGGCAUAUGUGUUCUGUUGGGAAUUUCAGUAGAGGACACACAGAAAGACGUUGAUUACAUGGUCAGAAAAAUUCUAAAUCUUCGGGUAUUUUCAGAUGAGAAUGGGAAGCAAUGGUGUAAAAGUGUUAUGGAUAAGCAGUAUGAAGUGCUGUGUGUCAGCCAAUUCACUUUACAAUGCAUACUAAAGGGCAAUAAGCCAGACUACCACAUGGCUAUGCCUUCAGAGCAAGCUGAACCUUUCUACAAUGACUUCCUGCAACAAAUGCGGCGAGCCUACAAACCUGAGCUCAUUAAAGAUGGCAAGUUUGGAGCCUACAUGCAAGUGCACAUACAGAACGAUGGCCCAGUGACUAUAGAAUUGGAACCACCAGCUUCUAGCACUGACCCAAAGCAUCUCACAAAGCUUGAGAAGCAACAGCAAAGGAAGGAGAAGACAAGAGCCAAAUCACUGUCCGAGUCCGGCAGAGAGAAGAGUGUUCCUCGUAGUAAGGAUGACCCUAGCGCCAGCAGUGGGGCAGAUGGAGACGUGUCUUCUGAAAGAGAACCAUAGGGAGCCAUAGAGAAUCUGGUAUUCUAUACCUUCAUGUCCUAAUUGCUUUAGUUGCCCUUCAUCCCACCUUCAGCAAAGCCUAUAUAGUUUGUCAAUAAAACCAAGUUUAAAUUCUAAAAAAAAAUAUUUAAUGUGAUGUUUUCACUCACGGUGCUGCCUGCUUAAUUACAUCCCAAUCAUCCUGCAAUGUGCAAGAUUACCCUGUAUUGUGAGUAGGGUUGCCACCUCGGCCAUGUUUUCCUGGACAUUUAUGAGUUACACAUGCUGCAGGGUAAGCAGGGAGGAACAUGUAUUAUUCACAUGAAUAGGGCUGAGGAAGAGCACAAUACAUGUUACUACCUGCACGCCCUACAGCAUGUGUAACUCAUAAGUGUCGAGGAAAAAAUGGCCUAGGUGGCAACCCUAAUUAUGAGGUAAUUUUCCCUUCUGUUUAAGUCCUUAUUUCCCUGUGUGUCGCCAUAACCCAUCCUAGAUCCAAACUCUGUUCCUAGCUGCCCCUGCUCUAUGGCUAAGCCAUGAACAUCCACCCCUAACAUUUUUUUUUCUCUGUAUUAAAGGUGUAGGUUUUCUUAUUCAUGUGAGACUUUGUAAGCCUAACUCUGAUACAUUGUCCACAACUCUGGUCCUAAUUGCCCUCAGCAGGGGCAAUUAGUGACUUUUAAAAGGAUGUGUCCCUAAACCAGAAAACAAUGCAGAUCUUGAUAACAAAAAUACAGUUAAAUGCUUUUAAACUUUUUGUUUCAUGCAGACCUUUUGCAAUGAGAUUUAUAUUCCUUUAAUGUACUAUUUUUGGAUGCACGGGUUCCUUGUUCAUAAUAAAUAUUGUUUCUUCUAA